Molecule: messenger RNA, 2525 nt
Organism: Arabidopsis arenosa
Lineage: Eukaryota; Viridiplantae; Streptophyta; Magnoliopsida; Brassicales; Brassicaceae
Source: the annotation of a GenBank genome assembly
GGAAAAAAUCCGACGAUUCUUUGUAUCGACGAUAUCAAAUUUGAUCUGAAAUUCAAAUUCCGGUGAUAACGCGAAGAAGAUGGAUGAUGAAUUGUUGGAAUUGCAGCGUCAGUUCGAGUUUGCUCAACAGGUGAAGUCAAGCGUGAGAUUAUCGGAUCGAAAUGUUGUCGAAUUGGUUCAGAAGCUUCAGGAGCUUGGCGUUAUAGACUUCGAUCUGCUUCAUACUGUCACCGGAAAAGAAUACAUCACUCAGGAGCAAUUGAGGAAUGAAAUUACUCGUGAGAUUAGUAAAUUGGGACGUGUCUCCGUCAUUGAUCUGGCUGAUACGAUUGGGGUUGAUUUGUAUCAUGUGGAGAAGCAAGCACAAGAUGUGGUGUUGAAUGAUCCGGGGUUAAUGUUGGUUCAGGGAGAAAUAAUAUCACAAAGUUAUUGGGAUUCGAUUGCAGAAGAAAUUAAUGAGAGGCUUCAAGAAUGUAGCCAAAUUGCUGUGGCUGAACUUGCUGGUCAGUUACAGGUUGGCUCUGAGUUGGUGCAAUCGGUUUUGGAGCCUCGACUUGGAACUUUGGUGAAAGCUAGGCUAGAAGGUGGACAGUUAUAUACACCUGCUUAUGUAGAACGUGUGACCGCUAUGGUUCGAGGUGCUUCCAGGGGUAUCUUUGUUCCUUCCAAUUUGUCGGGAUUGUGGGCACCAUUGCAACAGUUGGUACAAGAAAUGAAUGGAGCCAGUGGAGUUGCUGUUGAGAAUUCAUUUUUCCAGUCUAUAUUCAACCGACUGUUGAAGGAAGAGGAGAUGCUUGGAUCACUACGUGCUGGAACCCAUUGGACUCCUAGCGCUUUUGCAAUUGCUCAAAAGGAAUGUGUAGACUCUUCUUUUUCACAGAACUCCUACAUCUCCUAUGAGAGCAUGCAGAAGCUUGGGAUUUCUCAAGCUGUGCAGUUCUUACAGUCUAGAUAUCCAGAUGGUACACCUUUAGCUGCUGUAUUUAUUCAUUCCUCAAUGAUUGAGAUGCUGGAUUCUGCAACAGAGGAUGCUAUUGAACAAAACAGUUGGAUCGAUUCCCUCUCUGUAUUACCUUCAUCAUUCACGUCACAGGAUGCAAACAAGAUGUUGCUUCUUUGUCCCUCUGUCCAAUCAGCUCUCAAGGCUGAGAAAGCACUUAUCUUGGGCGAAUCCUAUGUCCUAAGCAGUGGGUUUGUCAAGGGCAUAUAUGAUCAAAUUGAGAAAGAGGCAGAAGCUUUUAGCAUCCAAGCUUCUACUGCUAGUUUGAUAGAUCCUUCAAGCAAAUCGUCCGAGUCGACAGAAAGCGUACCUGCUAAUACAGAUAAAGGGUCAAAGAAGAAAAAAGGAAAGUCUGUCAGCACGAAGGCAGCUACCGUUGAAACUGUUCCAGAUGAUGAAGAGGAUGCCCGUCCAAAAUCUAAGAGAAACCAGAAGAAAGGCAGGGAUUCAUCGUCAUCACAGAAGUUGGAUUCAAAAGCAGGAGGCAAGAAAGAGUCGGUUAAGGCGCAAGAAAAUAAUAACAUUAUUCCGCCAGACGAAUGGGUGAUGAAAAAGAUCGUCGACUCUGUACCUGAAUUUGAAGAUGAUGGUACAGAGAACCCAGAUUCGAUUCUUAAGCAUUUAGCUGAUCAUAUGAAACCUAUGCUCAUUAAUUCACUGAAGGAGAGAAGAAAGAAAAUCUUCACAGAAAAUGCAGAUAGAAUGAGGCGCUUGAUUGAUGAUCUGCAGAAAAAGCUUGAUGAGUCUUUCCUAAAUAUGCAGCUGUAUGAAAAAGCGCUAGAGCUUUUCGAAGAUGACCAAUCUACUUCAGUUGUUUUACAUAGGCACCUGCUGAGAACAACAGCAGCUACAAUCACUGAUACACUUCUUCAUGGCUUGGACAUCCACAACAAACUGAAGAAUGGUACUGAAGUUGGAGAAUCCAAGACGCAAGAUCAAGUUCUGCUUGAUUCUUCUGAGAGAACAGCCCUUGCUAAGAAUCUCAACGGUUCACUUUCGAAAAAGGCUUUUGCACUAGUUGAGGCAUUGGAAGGAAAGCGUGUAGACACUUUCAUGAUCACUUUCAGAGAUCUGGCAGAGGAAAGUGGAUUGGUCUUGAAAAAGCUUGACAAAAAACUGGAAAGGACACUUCUACAUUCAUAUCGUAAGGAUUUGAUAUCUCAAGUUUCUACCGAAUCAGACCCUGUUGCACUUCUUGCUAAAGUUGUCUCUCUCCUUUUUAUUAAGAUUCACAAUAAAGCUUUACAAGCCCCUGGUAGAGCCAUUGCUGCAGCUAUUUCACACUUGAAGGAUAAACUUGAUGAAUCUGCGUACAAGACUUUGACAGAUUACCAAACAGCAACUGUAACUCUUCUUGCUUUAAUGUCAGCUUCAUCCGGCGAGGAACAUGACUGCUCCGCAGACAGAAUCUUGACCAAACGGGAAUUUCUCGAGAGCCAGAUGCCAUUGCUUAGAACCCUCGUCCUCGGCGACUCACAGCCACAACAACCCUAAUCCUACAAAGUCAGGCCGACAGGUUCCCUUA